AUGGAAAAUGACGGGGAGAAAAUAGCGGGGAAGCGAGUACCCCUCAAGCGAAGCAGAAUGGACUUCGAAGAUGAUGACGAGUCGAUAGAAGAUUACUCUGAGUACAAUCGUUCGGAUGAGGAUGAGGGAGGAUGGCGGACGGAAAAUGAUAGCGAAGAUUCGAAUGACGAACAGGAAAUCGAGGAGCACGAAUAUACCACCUCCGAUGACCCGGCGCGACCAAUUAAAAUCCGGCUAUUUUUGGCAGAUGAAGGAUUCAGCGAAUCUAAGUGGAUGAAAAACUUUGUCGCCGAAUGCACCUACGAUGGCGUCACUGUCGCCAACGCUCUAGCCCGGUAUAUUCAUCGAGAAGGUGUUCGCCCUGAGUUCUGGGAAAGGAUGGAAGAGCCUAGCGAGGAAACGUGCGAUGUGGCCUUCUAUAUCUUUGAUCGAUAUGGAACAGUCUAG
Molecule: messenger RNA, 447 nt
Organism: Penicillium samsonianum
Lineage: Eukaryota; Fungi; Ascomycota; Eurotiomycetes; Eurotiales; Aspergillaceae
Exons: 2
Coding region: 1-447 (148 amino acids)
Source: RefSeq, a predicted model, not a curated record